AGAGAGAAAAAAGAUGGAAUGAACGAAGGGCAAAAGGGUAAAACACAAAACAAAACCGAAACGAUUCGUAUUUGUGCCAGAGCAACAUCGUCAAUUCGUCACAAUCCCACAGGGACAGGGAACACACAAACACAGCGUUCGCUAAUCUAAUAGCUACCAUUCUCUCUAUUCUCUCUCAUCCCUCUCUCUAUCUUUUCUCUACCGUGUAUUUGGGCUCUCCAAAAUCGAAAUCACAAUCAAAAUCACCCUUUGGGGGCGACGCUGCCGCUCCUAGUUCCGCUGCUCCUUCUUUCCGGUAACUUCUUCCCGCAUUCACACACCCACCUUUACCUUAUUUACCGGCUAUUCCCGGUCUCCUCUUCCUCCUCCUCCUUUCUCCAAUCACAAUCAUAUAUGGCAAAGCCAAAUUAAUUAACCCAGUUUCCACCCGCGGUUAUAUCAAUUUAAAAUGUUACAUACCUUUUCUCCAUUUAUAUAUUAAAAAAAAAAAAAAGAAAAGAAAAGAUAGAAGAGGCAUCAUUGAUUGUGGCGUGAGAAAGGGGCAGCAUUGGUGGGUUUGAACGUAGAAUGAAAACGGACAAGUGGGCAUUGGCAAAGAGUAUGGGGAGGAUUACAAGGAUUGGGGGUUUCGCAAUUUCUAGAAAAGAAAACCAGCAACAACCUUUAAUUACCUGCACCACUUUCAACAUACUUGCCCCCAUCUACAAACGCAUCAAUCAUGAGGACCCGAGUUGCCGCGAAAGUGAUUACAGAACGUAUUGGUUGGCCAGGAACCACAGCAUAUUGGAUUGGCUCUUGUCUGAGAAGUCUUCCAUUAUCUGUCUUCAGGAGUUUUGGGUUGGAAACGAAGAGCUUGUUAACUUGUAUGAGAAUAGACUUGGAGAUGCUGGUUAUGUUAGUUUCAAGCUUGGGAGGACCAACAACCGUGGUGAUGGUCUUCUGAUAGCAGUGCAAAAGGAAUUAUUUAAUAUUCUUAAUUAUAAGGAGUUACACUUCAAUGAUUGUGGUGAUCGCGUAGCUCAGUUGUUACAUGUUGAGCUGGCUCUUCCAUGUUCACAGUGGAAAAACAGUGAUGUUAGGCAAGAAAUUCUGAUUGUAAAUACUCACCUACUAUUUCCUCAUGAUUCAACCCUGUCCCUUGUAAGACUAAAUCAGGUCUAUAAGAUACUUCAAUAUGUAGAAUCCUAUCAGAGAGAUUUCCACCUCAAGCCCAUGCCAAUCAUGUUAUGCGGUGAUUGGAAUGGAAGCAAACGUGGACAUGUUUACAAGUUCCUAAGGUCGCAAGGGUUUGUAUCAUCUUAUGAUACGGCACAUCAUUAUACUGAUGCAGAUGCAGACAAGUGGGUUAGCCACCGAAAUCAUCGUGGAAAUAUAUGUGCUGUUGAUUUUAUUUGGCUUCUAAAUCCUGACAAAUAUCGAAAACUACUAAAAGCAAGUUGGACUGAAGCAGUGUUUGGCAUGUUCAAGUAUCUGCUGCGUAGAGCUUCACUGACCGAGAAUGAUGCAUUUGCCUUACUAAAGGGUGAAAAUGAAGAUUGUAUUACCUUCUCUGCUUUCCGUGAAGCACUUCGAGAGCUUAAUUUGAUUGGCCAUUGCCAUGGGCUAAGUGAAGAAGAGAUAAAGGAAUUAUGGGUCCAAGCAGAUGUCGAUGGAAAUGGGGUUCUUGAUUACAAACAAUUUCUGCAGAAUAUCUGGAGUUCAACAAAUUUAGACGAGAAAGAUGAGGAGCAGGUCAACAACACAAAUGAUGCUCAGGAGCAAUCAAUUGGUUUCAGUGUUAAGAACGCAGUUCUGUCCCCUCCGGAGGUGGAGAAAGGUAGAUGGCCUGAAGAUUAUUCUCUCUCUGAUCACGCACGACUCACCGUAGAGUUCUCACCAAUAAAAAUGCUAUGCUCCCAGUUGAUUUGCUAAUAAAGCUUGGAGGCAUUGUGUAGCUUAGGUUUUAGAAUUAAGACUUGUGUACAUAGAUUCUAACAAGGUAAUUGAAUGGGUGAAAGAAGUAAAAUGGAUCAGAAAGGUUACUGGAGUUCCCAUUAUGGGAAGACUUUAAACAGCCCUGUGAUCUCUCAGUCUCUCACACUCUUGCAACGCAUAGACAGCACAAGCAAAAACUCAAAGUGGACAAAUUUGAAGUUACAUCACUCUAGUAUGCUCAUACAUAUCCGUUGAAUUGCUGAUUUUAAUAUUUGCAGUAAGCGACAUUCAUCCUCCCCAUGUUGUUUUAUUCAUUUAUUCUUCAUUGUUCAAAGAAUGGACAACAGGGUAGAAAUGAUAGAAAAGGGAAAAAAAAAGAAAAAAAAAAGAAGAAAAGAAAAACAAUUGAUGUAUAUAGUUGUGUAUACUGUAGAGGAGUUAGGCAUCAGCCCUUUUUGUAGCUUUGGUGAGAUGCACCGUCUAGCUAUUGAAACAGAGGAGGGUUCAGACACAAGUGUAUACAGUGACAUAUUUCACUCUCUCUGUAGAGUUUUGAAAUGUUCAAAUUGUACAAAAAAUGAUAAACUUUAGAGUUUCUCUCUA
Molecule: messenger RNA, 2517 nt
Organism: Arachis ipaensis
Lineage: Eukaryota; Viridiplantae; Streptophyta; Magnoliopsida; Fabales; Fabaceae
Product: Calcium-binding endonuclease/exonuclease/phosphatase family
Molecular function (GO): 3'-5'-RNA exonuclease activity; calcium ion binding
Source: RefSeq, a predicted model, not a curated record